UAUACAUUAGGAUUACGACGCUCAGCUAGCUCCGUGGUGUUUUGAACAUGGAAAACGAGAGUUCUCAGGCCAAAGCUGCCAGAACACUCAAGGAAACAUUUUUCCAGGUCUUGCUGAGCAAUGAUUACAAUGCAUUGAAGGAGAUCCUGAGGCAAAAGAAGAUAGAUGUUGAUACGGUUUUUGAAGUGGAAGAUGAAGACAUGAUCCUGGCAUCUUAUAAACAAGGUUACUGGCUACCAAGUUACAAAUUAGGGAACUCCUGGGCAGCCGGCCUGCACUUAGCCGUGAUGCUUGGUGACCUGAAGACCAUUACAAUGCUACUGAAUCAUAACGCCAGUAUAAACUACCAACCGAAUGGGAAAACGCCUUUACAUGUUGCAUGUGAGGUGAAAAACAGGGACUGUGUUAGCAUUCUGUUGCACCAUGGAGCCAAAGUAAACUCAUUCUCACUGAGUGGACAUACGCCGUUACAUUUAUGUAAAACCAAGGAGUCCAUUGCAUGUGCAAAACUCCUGAUCUGGAACGGCGCAAAGUUGAAUCUUCAGACUGAGAAUGACUAUAAAGAGACACCACUGCACAUAGCCGCCCGUUUCGGUGUAUCUGAACUAGUGGCACUUUAUGUUGACCAUGGAGCCAAUGUUGACAGUGUCAAUAUCUAUAUGGAAACGCCGCUCAUUGCCGCUAUUUACUGGGCACUAGACAUGAAAGAACAACAAUACAGCAUAAACCAUCAUCGGAUUUGUAGAAUGCUAAUAGACUAUGGAGCUUCUGUAAAUGCUCGAGAACGGGAUUUUAAGUCUCCACUUCACAAAGCUGCAUGGAAUUGUGACCACCUACUUCUACAGAUGUUGUUAGAAUCAGGUGCUUUUGCUGGUUCAAUGGAUGUUAAUGGUUGUGCCCCACUUCAAUACCUCAUGAAGGUGACAGCAGUACGACCAGCAGCAAAGCCAGAGAUUUGUUAUCAACUGUUGCUCAACCAUGGGGCUGCAAGGAUCUACCCUCCCCAAUUUCACAAGGUUCUACAAUCAUGCUGUGCCAGUCCAAAGGCGGUUGAAGUCCUGGUCAAUUCUUACGAAUCAAUUCAUUCUACGCGAAAAUGGAGAAGUGUUAUACCUGAUGAUAUUUUAGAGCAACAUUCAGCGUUUUAUAAAUCUCUGUUCGACGUCUGUGGAAGAUCACCCCGCUCUCUGGUGCACUUGGCUCGAUGUACUAUUCGGAGAGUGUUACGAGCAAGGUGUUACAGUGCCGUGCCAAAACUUCUCAUCCCACAUCGACUUAAACAAUAUAUUUUAUUAGAGCCAGAAGGUGUGAUGUACUGAACAUCAGAAUUCCAUUUUAACUUUAAUGUGAGUAUGUUCACACUUACAAAAGAGUUAAUGAACGUUUUAAUCUUCACUUAUUAACAUUAAAAUCCUCCUCAAUUAAAUCAACACAUUGAACACAUCUAAGGGCACUUGUUUUGCUGUUAGCUGCAAAGGAAGCUUGUUUUCCUGCUGUUAUGCUUUUACAAACUUUCUGUGAGCUUUUGACCAGGAACAUAAUCUAGAAGGCCUUUGAGGUGAUCUUCUGUAACAGUACUGAUACUCUACCCCGCCUAGCGCAGCUGGUCCUUACCCGUAACAACUUUUCAUUUCACUCCUCCCAUUUCCUCCAAAUACAAGGCGUAGCUAUGGGCACGCACAAGGGCCCAAGCUAUGACCGCCUCUUUGUAGGGUACGUCGAACAAUUCUUGCUCGAGGCGUACCGUGGCCCUAUCCCCAAACUCUACCUCCUCAACAUCGACGACUGCAUUGGUGCUACCUCCUGCACCCAUACAGAACUCACUGACUUCAUCCAUUUCACCACUAACUUCCAUCCGGCACUCAAAUACACCUGGACCAUUUCCGACAUCUCCCUACCGUUUCUAGACCUCACUAUGUCCAUCG
Messenger RNA from Amblyraja radiata (thorny skate), 1925 nucleotides. RefSeq names its product ankyrin repeat and SOCS box containing 4 (gene asb4). The record is from RefSeq and is a predicted model, not a curated record. NCBI's taxonomy places the organism in Eukaryota, Metazoa, Chordata, Chondrichthyes, Rajiformes, Rajidae. Gene Ontology annotation, biological process: protein ubiquitination; intracellular signal transduction; positive regulation of protein catabolic process. Gene Ontology annotation, molecular function: protein binding. The coding region runs from base 48 to 1319 and encodes 423 amino acids. The transcript has 5 exons.